Molecule: messenger RNA, 1881 nt
Organism: Aedes aegypti (yellow fever mosquito)
Lineage: Eukaryota; Metazoa; Arthropoda; Insecta; Diptera; Culicidae
Exons: 3
Coding region: 171-1850 (559 amino acids)
Source: RefSeq, a predicted model, not a curated record
CAGAUGUUGUUUGUUGAUGCAAAAUCAGAAAAGUGCAUGAAAAUGCAUUUUUAUUUUAUUUUUACCGGCAUGCAAAACGUUUGGGAAAAAAUAGUUGAAUAACUUUGUUGGAUAAUUCUGAAAUAUCUUUGUAAUAAUACUGUUAAGUUUGUAAAGCGACUUAUUUAAUAAUGUCACUGUUUGUUGCUGAAAUCAAAUGCUAUGAAAAAUUUCAAAAGGAUGUGCUGUUGCAAAUCUUAAACUCCAAACGUUUGCUAAUUGACCAUGUCGAAAUCCUCGAGGAAUGCUAUAAUGAAAUCACACAAAAGGAAUCAAGCCAUUAUCUCACUGCCAGAAAAUUAGCCGCUCUCGGUUCGAUUCCAGUUGCAAUUAGCUUCCUGUCCAGCAAAUUCAAAAGCGGAUGGCAAAACUCGAUUUCCGCUUUGGUUGUCGCUUACGGCACCUGCUAUGGAAUAAAAUGCUUCAACAAAUACCGAUACCGAGUCCAGAUGAAACAGCUGGAAACUUUCAUCCAUUCGUUGGAACAGUUUGAAACGGCUGUAAGGAAAAAUCUGCUCUUCCUGAACGAAAGACAACAUUCGCGAGAGAUGAAAGAUUCGAUGGAGAAAUCCGGACUGGAUUCAUUCGUAGGCAACUGUGUAAAAAGUUGCGUUGAAACCAUCAAAGCGGUUCACCGCGCUGUGAAGCAAUUGGAACAGGAUUUUGUAUUAACGGAAAGAUGGGACAGCUUGUACUCCCCGAUUGAGUCGUUGGAAGAUUGUGAACUGUUCUCCGAAACCGUCGUUGCAAACGUGAAAAGUCCUAGAGAUAUAAAAGAUUACUACAACGUAUUUGCCUACAUGCAAUCUCAGUUACUAACGCGUCUUGCUCUGGCUGUUACUUGUGGGCUGUCAGCCAUGGGUCGUUGCGGUCUGUCGGAACUUGGUGCAAAACUAGAUGAUCAAACAGUCCUAUGUUUGUCUCAGUUUAACACGAUUGUUGAUCCCAAUCGAAAACGAGCUCCUCGCAUAGUAGUAGAGUCGCUUUCGCCUGAACUAUCUCACCUGCGAACACUGACAAUGAGUUUAUCCGCCAAGCUUUACAGUACCGUCCAUCGAUACAAUGAAAUCGAAAAGAUUUUGGAUGAAACAGUAACGGAUUUAGUCAAGAGCAAAAGUUCGAACCAGACACAAGACCAACUAGCAUUAUCCAUGGAAGAAGUCAUCAAUGAUUUAGGUGCUUCGGCUGACGAAUGUCAACGACUGUUGAUCACAUGGAAGAAGCUGUUCAAUAAAGAUGAUAGUGACACGCAGCUAGAAAUUGAUGCCAGAUUCAAAGAAGGUGCAGAGCCAGCCCUGGAUAUGAUGCCUAAUGAAGAUCGAGUAUUUAGCGAGCAAGACAAACCCUGUAUCAAAGACGAAUUCUUCGCGGUGGAUGGAACCGAUACCGCGCGGGUGGAAGAAGAUGACCGAAGAUCAUCGAACUCGAUCGAUGAUCUGGAAAGCAUCAACGCAAAAAUUAUAAAACGACACUUCAAACCAGUCCUGGUGCAGUUGCGAGAACGUAUCGUGCCUAUAAGUGUCGAAUUCAAAGAACGCGAAAAGCGUGCGUUGAGAGACAAGGGAAUCGAUGUCGUUGAUUCAGACGAGGAACCAAGUGCCGAUGAGGAAAGCCCAAACCUGCCGAGAAGAACGGUUUACAGUAGUGAUUCGGAGGACGACCAAGGACGGGAUGAGCGGGAGGCAAUUAAGCUCCAGAGAAGUGUUCAACGUUACGAAGAUAUGCGUGGUUUCUUGGCCAAUAAAGAGCAGUUUAAUAUCUUUGGAUUGAAACCGGUGACAAGCAUGGUUGAGGAAGAAGUUCUUGAAUAAAUUUCAAUAUGUUUCUACCCAAGUUUGUUCA